AUGAAAUACAAAACUUAAAAGAAUAUCACUUGUGCGCUGAUCACACUUACAGCUAUUUUGCUAUCAGCCACCAUUGUAGUUAAUUUCUAUAUGUCUGAUUAAGUUACUUCAACAAUAAAUAGCAUUUCUUAACUUACAGGCACCAAUGUGAAAGUUUGGGGUGAUUAUCCUGGCUACAAUGAUUUACAAUUAAAUAAGACAAUAAAAUUCUUCUCAAUUGAUGUUCCUUCAGAUACAACUGUUUAAAAUAUGCCUCCUGGGUUGAAUUGCAAUAAAGUGAACUUGAAAGAUGGUAAUGCCUACAGUUAUUAGCACAAUAUCGUUUUCAAGAAUAUUACACUUCAAACUGGGUCAGGUGGAUACGCUACUUACUAUAAAAAUGAAAGCUUAACUGAACCAGUUGACUAACUUGCCAAAUCUCAAAAUGAACUUUUGAUGACUGUUAAUUAGGGUAUGCUUUAAGGCUAUUAUGAAGAAAUAUAUGCUCCUAUUGCAAGAAAAAUGCCUCUCUAUUUAUACAACUUGAAGAAAUAGAUGAUGGAUACUCUUCCUACUUAUUAUGCUAAAAUGAUGCAAAUUUUCAACAUCGGAAGUUAAAAGUACACUUAUAAAGUUGUUUUCAACCCUUUGAAGAUCUAGCCUUAAAUUAUCGAUAAGUUGUGGGAAGAUGAUUAAUAUGGUUGGAAAAACAAAUAAACUUUAGCUAAGUGGGUCUCUAUUGUACUCAGCCAGUAAUAUGCUAACCACCCAAAUUUCAAGGCCAUUUAAAACUACUUUUAAUUAAGAGAUGAUUAAAUGUUAGGUUUGGCAGGUAAAUCUUCAAUGCUUAACAAACUAUCAUGGCUCCUUAAUGGUACUAUUUCUGAUGCCGUUUAUGAAUAUGGUGCUUCUGCAUGUCAAGGUAUUGGUACUUAUUGCAGUAACUCUGAAUUAGUCAGCUCUUAAUGGGCUUAAGGUAUUUUAACAAGAAAACAAAUCUUUAAAUAUGAUAAGAAUCCUAAAACCUUCAGUUUCGAUUUUAAUUCUUUGAAUUCAACUAUUCCUACUUAUGCUGAACUUGGUAUUUAUUCUCCUUCUCCUAUUAAUGCUAAUGAUGGUAUGAACCUUCUUUAAAUAAAUGAAGCAACUGGAGAUAUGUGGUCUCCUCUUACCGUUGGUAAGACAUACACCUUAAUUAGUUACUACAAUAUGGCCAAUUUAUAUAAUAACAAGGACAAUUAUGGCCUCAUUAACUUUAACUUAAAACUGUACAACAUUAAUAAGGUUCCUUCAUUAGUCCUUUAUUUGAAUAACCUUGAAAAUAACCUUAUUUUGAAGAACGAUACCUAUCCUGGAUUAGGUAGCUAGGAAACUGUUACCUCAGCUUGGUUUAUGUACAGAGGUUUUACUGAUAUCUUCAAUAUCUUCUCUGAUGUAUUAAUUGGUAACCUAUACAGUAGAGCUGCCUAUAAUUAUUUAUCUCGUAAAAGCACUAAGUGUGAAUCUCUUUUCUAAGAUGAAGUUGUUUUACCUAUGUUAAAAAUGUGUACCGAAAGAGGUUUACAAUAAUACAAUGUUGUUAGAAGCUUUAGCGCUAACUUGCCCUUUAUUUAUGCAUUCAUAGGCAAUUAAAACAGCUAAGAUUUUAAGAAUCUUCUAACCUACUUCUAACUCUAGGAUUACUAGUUAGCAUUCUUUUUAUAUAAUACAGAGAAAUCCCCUUAUGCUAAAUUGUUAAGUCAACUCCAAACUGAUAUCCAGACUUAAUAUAAAUGUCUUUCUAUCUGCACAUAAUAUGAGUUAGGUAGAAAAUAAUGGUUCUUUGGUGAUGUAACAAAUAACCUCCCAACUAAAUACUUCAACCCUGAAGAAAACGUUCCUUCCAUUAAAUAUUGGGAUUCUCAAAACAAACUUCCAUAAAAGCUCUUACCUGAAAUUUACACAUACACAUAAACUGCUUACCAAAAAAAUAUAACUUUCACUCCUGAAAGUAUUUAAAAUUUGUUAGAUACAAAUCUUGGAUCCAUCUUGACCUGGUCAUCAAUUCAUGAUUUGAUCUUACAAAUCACUAAGAACGAUGAAUCUGAUAUUUACCAUGAUUUCAAGCUUUCUAUGGAAGAUGCUAAGAUUAUAUUGGAUUAUCUUAAGCACAUAGUUGUUGAGGAAAUUUUUGGCGGAAUGUAUAUUUAAAAAACUUCACAAGAAUUACUUUGGGGUUACUAAGAUUUAUACUUGAUGAAAAAAGCAAGCUGGAAGUAAGUCGAUGGUGGCUAACCUUGGAUUGACUAAAAGAGAAAGCUUUUGCAAUUAAACAACUGGUAAUAAGCAGCAAACUUAUAAUCUACUUAGGUAUACUGGGUAAACACAGGUCUUGAAUAAAUGUCAAAUGUCAAUAAUAUUCAAAAAAUUCUAGGAAGCACUCAAUUAUAUCAAUACUACACCGUUUGGUCUGCUGAUAGCACAAACACUAAUAGCAUCCAAAGUAUUGCUCUUCCUUAUUACUUAAAUCAAACAAUUUCUGGUAGUCUUGGAUUUGGUUUCAAGACAAAAAUAGAGGAUGGUGAUUCCCUUACAUUAGUGAAUGAAAAGUAUGGCAGAAUAUAGAAAUUAUCUCAAGGAUCUAAGACCACUCACAACUCAUAAGAAGUUUACAAAUAUACAUAUGAACCAAGCAAAUCAGAAUCUCAAAAAUUCUAUGAUACUAUUUAAGGCAUGAUGAAUGUUACUUCUGCUGCUGGAAAUGGUCUUUUCGUUUCAGACUUAUAUUUCAAGAAUGUUAAUUAAACUUUAAUAGAUAAUAUUAAGCUUAAUGGAUAACCCAUGUUCCAGUCACCUUAAGCUUAAUCUACUUCUGAUGAUGAUGCUACUUCUUACUAUCUAGUAGAACCUGAUUCAGGCAAAACUGUUAAGUUGGCAUAAAAUGAACAACAUAAUUUACUCUUCACUAAUAAUUUGUUAUUCGAUAAGUAUCAUGUCUAAGAUCAAUGCUUCGUACCAUAUAACUGGGAUCUUUACAAUAUGGACUACAAUGAAUCUUUGAUAACUAAUAAAUUCGCAACUUUGAAUUCUUAAAACACAACAAAGAAAGCCCUUUUAAUUACUUUCAUAGUUUUAACUUCACUCAGCUUUAUUGGAGCAUGUGUUUCAUUCUAUUUUGCUUUCAAAAGAAGAAAAGCUAUCCGUGAUGGCUUGGCUCACCCAGAUUCCCGUAAAAAUUCUGGAGAAUAAAUUCAUUAAGUAUCUGAAUUCGAUUAAAUGUAAGAGAACGAUACCUCCGUAUAUAGAACUCAUAAUUCUAAUAAUAUAAAUGGAAAUACUGUUAACAAUGAGUCUCAAGCUUGA
This is a messenger RNA of Tetrahymena thermophila SB210, 3321 nucleotides long. RefSeq names its product CD36 family protein. Gene Ontology annotation, cellular component: membrane; cytoplasm. Gene Ontology annotation, molecular function: scavenger receptor activity. The transcript is spliced from 12 exons. The record is from RefSeq and is a predicted model, not a curated record. NCBI's taxonomy places the organism in Eukaryota, Ciliophora, Oligohymenophorea, Hymenostomatida, Tetrahymenidae.